This is a messenger RNA of Panicum virgatum (switchgrass), 1202 nucleotides long. Its product is annotated as UMP-CMP kinase 2-like. Gene Ontology annotation, biological process: UDP biosynthetic process; CDP biosynthetic process; 'de novo' pyrimidine nucleobase biosynthetic process. NCBI's taxonomy places the organism in Eukaryota, Viridiplantae, Streptophyta, Magnoliopsida, Poales, Poaceae. Gene Ontology annotation, cellular component: nucleus; cytoplasm. Gene Ontology annotation, molecular function: ATP binding; UMP kinase activity. The coding region runs from base 190 to 930 and encodes 246 amino acids. The record is from RefSeq and is a predicted model, not a curated record. The transcript has 10 exons.
CGUUGCACACUCUCCUGGCAGACAGCAGGGCACCACGUCAUAGGGAAAUAGAUAGACAGAGAAAAGAAGAGAAACGGAACGAGAAAAAGAGGGGAGGAGCCGGAGGAGGAAACGAGGAAGGAGGAGACGGCAGCCACCGAGCGAAAACUGGAAAGGGAAGAGCUCCACUAGCGCGUGCGUUGCGAGGAGAUGUGGCGGAGGCGGCUGGGAGCUCUCCUUCUCCGAUCUCCGCCGUCUUCCUCCUCCACAGCCGCCUCUUCUUGCCAGCAUCGCCGCCGCCACCUCCUCCCCAGCGAGGAACCUCUUGCUGUCAAUCGUCUUGCACGGCUCUUCACGUCCCAAGCUGGAAGUGAUGGUGGCAAUUCCCAGAAGCCGUUCAUUGCUUUCGUCUUAGGGGGUCCUGGUAGUGGCAAAGGAACACAAUGCACCAAAAUUGCUUCGGAUUUCGGAUUUGCCCAUUUGAGCGCUGGUGACCUUCUGCGCCAUGAAAUAGCAUCUGGCAGUGAGAAAGGGGAGUUGAUCCUGGACACCAUUAAGGAAGGGAGGAUCGUCCCAUCAGAGAUAACCGUGGAACUCAUAAGGAAAGCUAUGGAAACGAGCAAUGCCAAUAAGGUUCUUAUUGAUGGCUUCCCAAGGUGUGAGGAAAACAGAAUCGCUUUUGAAAGAAUUGUUGGAAGAGAACCAGACGUUGUGGUUUUCUUUGACUGUCCUGAGGAUGAGAUGGUAAAACGCCUUCUAGGCCGUAACCAGGGGCGGGUUGAUGAUAACAUUGAGACAAUCAAGAAGCGUCUAAAAGUGUUUGAGAGUUUGAAUAUUCCUGUUAUUGACUACUAUUCUUCUAGGGGAAAGGUUCGCAAGAUAAAUGCCACGGGCACUGCAGAUGAAAUUUUUGAUGCAGUCCACAAGCUCUUUUCGUCCUUAAGGUUCUGAUGAGGAUACUAUCUUCCAAGGAAUCCCGGGAGUUUGCUUAGCAAUUAUCUGUUAUUUAUUUUUCUUAAAGCCAGUGCUCACUUUGUGCCGUCUAAAUCUUUUGUGCAGUAAUUGUAUAUACACGCUAUGCCUUCACGAAAUAAUACCCAGGGAAACACAUAUAACUUUGUGACACAUCUAACCUGAAGCUCGUCCUGCAUGGCAGGCAUUAUUUGUUACCUUUAUUUUUCCUUCUGAAUUUGUACUGCAACACCUACAUGUGGUUUGCCGCA